Messenger RNA from Tetrahymena thermophila SB210, 2691 nucleotides. RefSeq names its product Serine/Threonine kinase domain protein. NCBI's taxonomy places the organism in Eukaryota, Ciliophora, Oligohymenophorea, Hymenostomatida, Tetrahymenidae. Gene Ontology annotation, biological process: protein phosphorylation; mitotic spindle organization; regulation of cytokinesis. The record is from RefSeq and is a predicted model, not a curated record. Gene Ontology annotation, molecular function: ATP binding; protein kinase activity. The transcript has 8 exons. Gene Ontology annotation, cellular component: spindle midzone; spindle pole centrosome; spindle microtubule.
AUGACUGAAUUAGGCCUUUAUUAAAGUUAAAAUUUCUUAAAUGAGUAGACACCAUAAGACUUAAAAUACAAUUAAUUGCCUUCUCCUUUUUCUAACUAGAGAUAGCUCAAGAUGAAUAAAAUAAGAGUAAUUAAUAAAUAUUAGAAUAAUCCUUAUAAUUCAGGAGGCACUAAGAUAAAAGUGAAUGAAUCUAUGUAAUAUGCUUAAGGAAAUAUGAAUAGCAAUAGAAAAUAGAACUCGAAUUCUCCAUUUAGAUUAAUAAACUCUAAUUCAAAUAGAAAUAAUGUUUAAGUAAGAGAUUCGCAACUAGGUGUGUAAAAUGAUUAAGAAAUAUUGUAAAAUGGAUUAGAAAAUAAUGGUUAAAUAAAAUAAACAGCAUAAUUUUACACCUAAAAAACGAGCCCAAGGAUAACAAAUAAAGGAAACAAUACUAAAUAUCAAUCUAAAUUGCAUGAUAUUUUUCACUUGUAUAAUAUCAAUUUACAAAGUUAGCAAUUUCCUUAGUACCAAAUGCAACUUUAAUAAAAUAAAUACUAACAUAGAGUGAAUGUAUAAUCAUCGCUAGGGUCUAAUAAUUACUCUACAACAGCAAGUCUAAACCAAAAUUAUGCAAAUAUAAAUUAGAACACUUAUGACCCCUAAAUAUAAAACCAUACAACAUAACAAGAUCUAUAAUAGUACAAAUAAUCUUUAGAAUAAAUUACUGAAAGCGGAGUUGAAUCAACUAACCCUACUCAAGCAAAUAUUCCUUUAAUAAGUCCAGAUUUUGAGAAAAUCGAAAAGCGAGAAAAAGUACCUUCCAAUAUAUAAUAAAUGAUAAUUAAAUAACAAAUUAAAACAAGAUCAUCAUCAAGAAAAAAAGGCAGGAAUAUUGCUUCCAGCUCUCUAGGAAAGCAAUAAAAGCUUAUCUACAUACCAUAUGCAUAAAAACCUCCUACAACUUAACCUUCUUCAAAUAGAUACAUAUAAAAUUUGAACAUAAACAACCUAGUUAGUAACUACAGCUAAAAAAAUAAUAGAGUAGUGAGAUAUCAGACAGAGAUUAAUUACACCGAUAAUGGGCUUGAUAAAUCUACUUAGAAUAUGAGCUGCCUCAAUACUAGAAUUAAAACACCUGAUCAGUUAUAAUAAAGAAGAGAUAGUAUGGAGAGCAUCGUUAUGGGUUAAGAAUAAAUUAGUAACACAAGCUAAAUUAUACAUACAAACAAUAGUAUUCUAAAUACUAAUUAAAAUAUGAAUACAAUAAAAAGCUUAGGAGGAUAACCUCAAACAAUAAAUAACAUAAAUAGUUCAUAAAUUUUGAAUCAAAAUAGUGCAAAUUAAUCUUUUAAUACAAUUUCAAUUAAUCAAAAUCCUAAUUCUUUGAAUAACUCUCCUUAAAGAAUAAGAGGAUACACUAAAUACUAAAACCCUUCUAUAAUAAAAUUUAACAAUAACAACAGUAAUAAUAGCUUGGUAUAUUAAAAUGACCAAUCACCUAUUUAGCAUUAUAAUGAAGGCAUAUGCUUUAACUCUUAAACUAAUAUGUUUCUACCAUCUCAUAGAUCAGAAAGAAAUGAUACUAGCCCAAUAUCUUGUAAUAAUUUGGGUGGAAUGUCAGGUUCAAAUGCAUCUUGUAGAACUCCUUAAACUUAAAUAUCAGGAAUGACACCUAUAAAUUCAACUAAAAAUUAUCAUUUUUCCCAACCACACAGUAAUAAUCAUGAUAAACCUAAAUCAGCCUUGAGUUUCUAUAAAGUCAAGUCUAUAAAUUAAUAAGAAACUGUGAAGAGGAAUUAAAUGACGAUGGAUUAGUUUUAAAUAUUAGACACAUUAGGCAAAGGCUCUUACGCUUAAGUUAAAUUAGCUAUAGAUAAAAGAACUAAUUAAAAGAUAGCUAUUAAGAUUUAUGAAAAAUUUAAAUUGACAGAUCCAAAUAAAUUCAAAAACGUCAGAAGAGAAAUCAACAUUCUCUCUAAAAUGACUCAUGAAAAUAUAAUAAGACUUUAUCAUGUGAUUGACACUGUUUCUAGUUUAAAUUUAGUCAUGGAGUACAUAGGCAAUAACAGUUUAUACAAUUAUCUAAGAGCAAAGAGGAAAAAUUAGCUUGAGAUGAAUUAAAUAAGAAAAAUUUUUAUAUAGAUAAUAUCAGGAAUACAAUAUAUGCACAAUAAAAAUGUUUGUCACAGAGAUAUAAAGCUUGAGAAUAUUUUGAUAGAUGAUGAUUUAAACUUAAAGAUUAUUGAUUUUGGUUUUGCCGUUGUUUCACCAAUAGAAAGAAAGUUAGAUUCCUUUUGCGGUACUCCUUCUUACAUGUCUCCUGAAAUUGUCCUUAAAAAAGAAUAUAUUGGGUAGUAUGUUGAUAUUUGGACCUGUGGAAUUGUUCUCUAUAUCUUGAUUUGUGGUAAAUUCCCAUUUAAAGGGGCAGAUGAAAAAGAGCUCUAUCGAAAGAUUAGUAAGCAUUAAUAUGAAAUACCUUCGUUUGUUGAGAGAGGAGCUCGGUCAUUAAUUUAAAGACUCCUCUCAUUCAACCCAGAAGAUAGACCAUCUUGUUUAGAAAUUUUAAAAGAUAAAUGGCUAACUUCUUUUGAUGAAACAGUUAAUUGUAAUGAAUAGUAAAUAACAGUAUAAAAUUAAUAAGAUGAAGAAAUUAUUUUAGAAUAAAAAGAGGAUUCUGUAAAUACAAAAUAAAAGAGCAAUAAUUAAGAUUGA